AACGAAACAAACAUGGCGGCAAAAUCUGAAGAAAGCGUAGUUUGAGAUUAUGUCGCAGCAUGAAAAGCACCUUAGUGCGUAUUUGAAAUCCAAACGUUCUGGAUCAACAUCUUCAGGUGCUGCAAAAGAUAGGAAUGCCCACACUGGAAAAAAACCAUUAGCAAAGCAAUUAGGAAAAUCACAGCCAUCUGCUGAUUUGAAACUGAAGAGAGGAUUGGACCUUACCAGGAUUCCAGAGGAAGUCAUCUUAAAGAUAUUCAAAUACUUGAGUCCCUCUGAACUGCUGGUGUGUGCUCAGGUGUGUCACAAAUGGUCUGCAGUUUCACAAGACAGCUGUUUGUGGGAGCCACUGCUUCCUUAUCUUCCAAAGCGAGUCAGAGAUAAUUUAACCUUCAAAGAAACAAAAGAUGAAGGUUUUGACUGGAAGCGUGAAGUAAUCAAAAGAUGUAUACGUGCUAGGAAUGAAGAGAUGCUCAGAAAGCGAGGAGUUUCACCGUACACUGGCUUACAGAAAGAUGCGUUUCAUCCCCUUAGGUUUACUGACAUUAGAUGGAAGCUUUGUGUUACAGACACCUCUGGUAAGGAAUACUGGCGGUCGUCCGACUGCAGCACUCUUUUCCAGUCUUCAUUCUGUGUCCGCUGGUAUUCCCUAAAUCUACCACCUCUCUCGAGACUGAAGACACUUCAGGUGUUUUCUUUUGUGCCAGUUUUCUUUAACAGAAGUUGGAAGCCUCACUAUGAAAGUGCCACUACAAGAUCUCUUGUCCUCCAAUUUGAUCUUCGCUCUAAAGGCUCCAGAAUGGCUCUUUCACAAGCCACAGCCGUCAGUGGAGCUGGGAUAAUAACAGCACAUGUGAUAUGUUCCUCCGUUUUAGCAGCUUGCUGGAGCGCCUCUUGGAAAGAUGGUGGGGAACUCGCUUUUCUUACACUUUGCCUUCAUCAGCACAAUCUGAUUAAAAAAGUUCUUCUGGGUUCGCAUUGCAGAACCUUCAUACCGUCAGCCCACGUGCCUGUUCCUGAUGACAUAGACCCAAAGUAUGGACUUCAUGGAUAUUCUGCCACAAUAGAACUGAGAAAUCACAAAGCGACUUUCUGGGGAAGGCAGUACAGGGAACUCUACCAACAAUACUUGGCUGAUUCUUACGUGUCCCUUGGAGGUGGCAGCCACGAACACGGUUCAUUUUCAAGGAAGCUUUCACUUCCUUGGAAAACAGAAUUAUUCAAAAACGUCUUACCCGAUAUGUGUUUCCUAGAUGUGACUGUUCUACAUGAUAGGAAGCCUUUCUGGUGUUUCAGCUCGCCUGUAAAAGUUCUUAUCAACAAAGUAUUCGAUGGUGAUUUCACUUCAGAGGGAGAAAAACAGUUUAUCGAAUUCAGUGAUGAACAUGGUUCUUUAAGGAUGGAUUUUCUCUGGAUCGAAGAUGAGGAACAAACGCUUGUUACUAACGUUGAGCUACGUGUCUUGAAGUCUUUUGUAAACUUCUGGUUCAACACGGCCUAUUGAAGUCAAGUAGUCUCGACCAGUCCCUACCCCGCAACUCAACACCAGUCUUCCUUGUCGAUUUAGAGGAGAACAUAAAGACCUAAAGAGAGGAUGGUGAUGUUUAUCGAAUCAGUAAUGGCGCAGUUUGUGUCUUCUUGAUCAAAGUUUGGACCCCCUAUCAAACAUUUCUGGAUCUGCCUGGGGGUAUCCUAUGCGGUCGCUAACGUGCCGCUCAUCAGUUAGAAUCCCAACUGGGUAUUUCUAUCAAAGCUCUUGAGGCAUCAUUGGAAAUGUCAAUUAACCCUUCUAAUAGUGUUUUACUGCAAGUAUCUACGUUUUCAAAGAUUUUUUUUUGUUUUUGUUUGAGUUUUGGAAAAUACUGAUUUUGUUUAUUGGUUCUCCAUGAGCUGAUACUCAGCGCGUAAAUUAACCAGUCAGAACACGGAAUUUUCAAUUUGGGUUUUUUUAGGGGUUUGUUGAAGGGGUUUUUUAUAAAAAGGAAAUAAGCACACAGAUUUACAUUACAUUUUGGGUGACGGAUUCCCAAUAUUUUUCUUUUUAGGUCAAUAAAUAUUGUAUGACACCCCUCGUUUUCUCUUAAUCAAACGUUAACCCAGUGAUAAGGUGGUCUGUCUUAAUGAGGUCUACGUAAGUUCCAUAUCAUCUGCCCCUUAGACGAGUAAAAUAAAUUUCACCCAAAAGCCACAGUUCACAUAAUCGCUUAGUUAGGUUGAAAGAAUUAAAAUAACUGAAAAUUCCAUAA
This is a messenger RNA of Pocillopora damicornis (cauliflower coral), 2246 nucleotides long. Its product is annotated as F-box only protein 15. NCBI's taxonomy places the organism in Eukaryota, Metazoa, Cnidaria, Anthozoa, Scleractinia, Pocilloporidae. Gene Ontology annotation, cellular component: SCF ubiquitin ligase complex. The record is from RefSeq and is a predicted model, not a curated record. Gene Ontology annotation, molecular function: protein binding.